AGACUCAGCUGACGCCUUUUCCCACACCAAAACCCAAUAAAUCAAAAUGAGCAACAUACCGCGUAGAGACGCCACACAAAGCAUUGACGAGGAAACCCCGCUUCUCGGCCGAAACGGGGGUGCAACCGGCGGAAAACCGGACAAAUGGAGCGCCAAACAUCUAAGUAACUACAUGGGUAGCAAUGUGGACAGGGACCGGGCCGACGUCGUCUUGAUACUUUGCUAUGUCAUUACCGGUUUACUGGAUAGCUCUGCUGUUUUCAUCUGGGGCUCCUUUGUGAGCAUGCAGACGGGAAAUACGGUGUAUCUUGGCCUGGGAAUCGUGGCGCCUUACGAGGGCAUCCGCUGGAUCAAAGCAGCCGUUUCAAUUGUGGCGUUUUGCAUUGGGUCCUUCUGCUUUGCGCGCUUUCACCGCUACUUUUCUCCUGCUAAGAGAUGGGUGCUUAUUGCAUCGUAUUCGUUUCAGGCGCUGCUUGUUGCUGUCGCGGCGACGAUUGCGACGUUUGGGAAAGAUACCAAGGAGGGCUUGCAUUGGCAAAUGCUUGUUCCUCUCGCUUCGCUGUCUUUUCAGUCGAGCGGGCAGGCGGUUACGUCGCGUGCGCUAAAGCAUCACGGUUUUACUAGCAUUGUGCUUACGAGCAAUUACUGCGAUUUGUUCUCCGAUCCGGCUUUGUUCAAGAUGUCCAACUUCGAGCGCAAUAGGAGGAUUGGUGCGCCAUUGGCGUUAUUGACAGGAGCUUGUAUCGGAGGGUUGUAUGCGCAUAGCAGUGUUGGCCUUGCGGGUGCGUUGUGGACUGCCGUAGUACUCAAGGUGAUAGCCGUCUUUGCUUGGUUGUUCUGGCAAUCUGAAGCUCUGGAGUCUCUCGAAGAGUAGAGGUGUGUUUGAUUGGACUCUGGUAUACCCUAUUAGAUCUUUCGGCUCUUUCACACUAAGCGCAUAUAGAACGCAUACGACAAGAAGUAUAGAUAUCACCUGUAAGACUAUAGCCUUUUUAGCGUUCAACAAUACACAUUAAUAUCCCAUGGCA
This is a messenger RNA of Pyrenophora tritici-repentis Pt-1C-BFP, 1028 nucleotides long. RefSeq lists its product as uncharacterized. Lineage: Eukaryota; Fungi; Ascomycota; Dothideomycetes; Pleosporales; Pleosporaceae. The record is from RefSeq and is a predicted model, not a curated record.